Molecule: messenger RNA, 666 nt
Organism: Helobdella robusta
Lineage: Eukaryota; Metazoa; Annelida; Clitellata; Rhynchobdellida; Glossiphoniidae
Exons: 4
Coding region: 1-666 (221 amino acids)
Source: RefSeq, a predicted model, not a curated record
AUGACUGGGCGGCGUGAUGGUCUAAUGGUUAAGGUCGCCUGGUGCUGUUUCGCAGUAACCGGGUUUUCGAAUGUGACAAAAAUAUCCCCGCGUAUCACAUGCUUCGUGUAUAAUGCGUCGUUUAGCACGAUGUUCAUUUACGAUGUUUUGCGCUCUGUUGAAUCCUCUGAACUUUGGAAGAGUCUAACCGUUGCUGUCGAGGGUAUUGUAAUAAGGUUGAAUAAAUUAGGUACCAAACCGGUUGUCAAACCUGCUCUUUGGUCUGAUAAUUUUAAAUCUCCUAUGUUGUCUAAUUCAGUUGGCGGCAAACGACCUAGAUCUGAUUUGAUAGACAAUCAUUCAGGAAAUGACAAAAAUGUCGACAAAACCGGCGUUCACAAAGAAAAUGAUAAUCCCUGGUUGACUGUCCCAAAACCUUCGAGAAGUACAAAGUUUCAGAGACAUCCUGCACGUUUGGUCAUCCGCUCAAGUUGUCUACUCAUAGUUUUUAACACGAAUCAUGGGAAAUUUUGUUUUUCCAAUAGGGUGGUUGAGUUAUGGAACGGCUUGGAUGCGGACAUUGUGAUGGCUAAAGAUGUUGAAACAUUUAAAAUGAAGUUGGAUCGACAUAUGAAUUCUACGAACAUGAUGUUCAACUGGAGAUCCUCGCUUGGCCAAAUGCCAUAG